AUUUAAUCACUCUGUGUUUGGAAUAUAACAUCUAUAAAUCUGUAGUGUAAAACUAUAUUCUAGUAGGUUUCGGCUUCAUUGUACUCCUUAUUUUGGAUUUCCCAUCUUGAAUCGCUCCAAAAUAAGCACAGAGGGGAACGAGAGGCCAGGAAAAUAAGGAAAUUCUUCCAUCCACAGGGGCAGAUCGACAUCUUCUUAUCAGGAUGGCCAGCCAGGAGGUGGGAGCUUUACUGGAAGAGUGCUUCACUGCAGCGGGUAAACUCCAGCCAUCCACCCAGCCCAAAGAGGAGGAGAGGAUGAAGUACUGCAGCUGCAGAGACUCCCUGUGUGAAGAACUGGCCUCUCUCCUGCAGGAGGCCAUAGAAAUGAAGUGGCCUUUUGUGCCGGAGAAGUGGCAGUAUAAGAAGUCUCUUCUUGCAAAUGACAAAACCAACCUGAGUGACCUCAUCAGCAAGCAUCUGCCUCAGCUAUUGGCUGUUCUGAAGACGUCUAUCAUGGCUCAUGAGGCAUGCACAGCACUGGCAGUCAUCUUUCUAGUCGACCGCUUUCUUUACUGGACAGACGAGUCGAGCCGGCUGCUCAAGAUCACCAGGCUUCUUCACAUACACUACCCUAACACCCCCAUGGCCCCCCAGCUCGUCAUACGACAGGCUAGAGUCUACCUUAACUCUGGCAAACUGCAGAAGGCAGAGUACAUACUGAGCCGACUCAUUAACAGCAGUGGAGAAACAGGUUGUUGGGUGUACCACUCUGAAAGUGAUCAGGCUUUGGUGCAGGCUGUGAGUGUUCAAGUGCGGGGAAUGAUUUUGCAAAAGCUUGGCCUGUGGUUGGAGGCAGCAGAGCUGAUCUGGGCCUCUCUUGUUGGCUACUACGCUCUUCCUCAACCUGAUAAAAAGGGCAUUGGAACUUCCCUGGGCUUACUGGCCAACAUACUGGUGUCAAUGAAUGAUGAAGACUUCCAUUCUUUUAAGACUAAUCCAGACAUUGAUUUGUCCUUACUUGGAGACAGGAGUCAUCGUCUUCUUUCUGCAGCCCAGGCAGCAAAGAUGGCGGUGGUUUACAGCCAGUACACUUCACUCUAUGUGUUGACAAAUGUGGCAACUCAGGGGACCUGCUUGUUAUCCUACAGUUUCUCUGUACACUGCCCUGCUGCUCAAAGGCAGUCCUACCUCCUGCAGGCCAAAGAGGCAUUUGAGAUCGGUCUUCUCACCAAAGCAGAGGGCGAGCUGGUCACCAGUAAGCAGGAGCUUCACACUUUCCUCAAAGCGGCCUAUUCCCUCACAGUGACUCACAAGUGGCUCAGCACUCCUCCAGAGGUUGUUGUAAAAGCAACGCAAGCUUGUCAGAAAGCUCUAGCUGCCUUCUACAACUACUGCCAGGCAGAGAAUCAAGAUAAAGACGGCCUCUGUGCUGACAUCAUGCAACUUGUUGCUCAAGUCAAGAUGCUCUUGGCAGUGAAGCCUUUCCAAAACUCAGACAAGAGGUCUUUUAUCCCUGACAGCUACAGAAACAUUGAAGAUACACUGGUAAAUUUUACCUUGGAAGGUUUCGCUACGGUUAUUCAGAGGUUUAAAAAGUACCACGCAUCACUUAGUGAGACAGUCGCCACCAACUGUAAAAGAAUGGGUGACAAGAACGAUGAGGCAAGGUUAUGUAUAACAGCAAUAGGAACAACCAUUGGUGCUCUCAACACAGACUGUAAUACUGAGGCCUGCAAAGAGUCUAAAGAUGCCCCCAAAGAAGUGGAACCACAACAGAGUGGUUCAAAUGCAUCCUUUGUGUACCCACCAACAAAGUCUGACCUGGGCACCACUCAAGAAAGCACAGAUGACCUCGGCUCUUCGUGGCAGAAAUUCUCCCUGAGUGGUUCAGGGUCACUAAGGCCGAGCAACAACUGCACAGGAGGAUCUGCAAUCAAACAUGGUGCAAAUGGGAUUAGUCAGAGCUGUCUGCCCACUGAGGUUGACGAUGACCACAACAACAAUAUGCAAGAAUCUGGUGAUAAAAAGGGGAAGCGAGACUUGCAGGGUUGUGAAUAUGGUAUCAGUUCCCAUGCAGUCCUAAUACCUUCCACUUCCUCAAAGAGUAGUAAAGAGUCAGAGAAGUUUGAAGUGAUACAAGCUGAUGCAGAGACCGAGGAUUGGAUGAGUGAUGUUGACGAUCCACUGAAACCAUCACUAGGUGAAGGAGCAGUUCAUUCUCUGUCCCAGCUCACUCUGAGAACAGCUUCCAGCUCCCUUGGAGACAGUUUCGGUUCCCAGUCAUCAUGGGAGAAAAUUUCCCUUGACCCCAACUCACCCGCAAGCAUAAAACCUCAGACAUAUAGCCUAUCAAAAGCUGGAACCGGCCAAGUCAGCAAGUCACCAGUGUCUGACUGGAGCAUCUUCCACUCAGGGUCAGGGGCCUCGUCCCAGCCAAGACCUCUGGAGAGCCAUAUUGUCGACCCAAAUAUGGACACUGAAGCUGGUCCUGAAGCCAGAGCCUCGUCCCAGCCAAGACCUUUGGAGAGCCAUGUUGUUGACCCAAAUAUGGGCACUGAUGCUGACACUAAAUCAAAACCUGCUGUCAUGAAUGGCCAAGCAGGUCGAAUCCCAGACCGUUCCCGGUUGGUUCCUGAACAGUGUGCAUCCACCGAAAAGUCCACUGAGAGUUCAUUUGAGAUGCUGGAUGAGUAUCAAAAUGGACACCAAAGCAGUGGCACCAUCACUGCAGAAAAUGUGAACCUUCAUCAGAGCGAGAACCUCCUGUGCUACAGCUGCCAGAAACAAAGCCAAAGAGUUGUCCCUAAGAGACAGUAUCUGUUGUCACAGCAGGACUACGUGGCCUUGCUGGCAGGAGUGUGCCAUGAAUGUCUGCUGAAGAGAUUACAAAGUGACAACACAAAAUUCAAACUUGAGGAGAAGGAGUACAAAACUGCCUACAGUGCUCUUCAUUUAAAGUUCUCCAGAGCCACAGGGCUGUGGACAGCGAGGGAGACCUGCAUCUACAUCGGUGAGUCAAUGAAGGAGGAGGGCAGCCAGAGAACAGCAAUAUGGGUCCAGUUUUUACACCAGGAGGAAAGGCUAAGCAGUUAUGUGGGGAAGGAUUACAAGUAUCCGAAGCAGAUCCAGUUUCACCUGAAAGAUGUGGAGCGACAGAUGACAGCCCAGUACUAUGUGACUGAAUUCAACAAGAGCCUUUAUGACAAAGAAGUCAUGGCCCAGAUUUUCUUCAUUCCCUCGGAAGCUCUGUUGAUUUUGAAUGGAAAUGAGAUCGUGGGCUGUGUCACAGUGGAGCCCUACAUGCUCGGAGACUUCGUCAAACUCACCAACAACACAAUAAAGAAGAACAAAGUUCCUGAAUAUUCCCAGGCUACUGAAUACGGCCUUGCCUUUGGACACUUCACCUACCUGUUCUCUGAUUGUAAGGAGGUUGUUGUAGACCUGCAAGGAUGGGUGACAGCAAAUGGCAAAGGGCUGACCUACCUCACUGACCCCCAGAUUCACUCCACAAAGGUCCCUAAAGGCCCUGGCAACUACUUUGCUGACAGAGGCCUCAAGUACUUCCUGGAAGACCAGCACGGACCAGACUGCAACGAAAUCUGUCAGCUGCUGGAACUCCCUCCGGUUGGCAAACAGCCCCGGGUUCUGCCUCAGAAGCUCUGACUCCUUU
Messenger RNA from Cheilinus undulatus (humphead wrasse), 3651 nucleotides. It is a transcript of the gene alpk1, whose product is annotated as alpha-kinase 1. The transcript is spliced from 14 exons. Bases 204 to 3644 code for a protein of 1146 amino acids. NCBI's taxonomy places the organism in Eukaryota, Metazoa, Chordata, Actinopteri, Labriformes, Labridae. The record is from RefSeq and is a predicted model, not a curated record. Gene Ontology annotation, molecular function: ATP binding; protein serine/threonine kinase activity. Gene Ontology annotation, biological process: protein phosphorylation.